CCCAUAUAGCAUUAAUGGGCGGGGCGUGGCUGUGAGGUUCCUCAGAGGGCAGUCCGUUUGAAACGAGGCGACAGUAGGAACUAAAAGCUGAUAUUUUCCAGUCCUGAACCGACAACGGUCCUCUAAAAACAACUUCAGUCUUAGCAGUAGCAGCCAGUCUUCUCGUGGUUUGGAGGCCGACGCCCAUCUCACUACCUAGAAGCCAUGGCAGAUGAAGCGGACAUGCGCAAUGAGCUGGAAAACCUGCAGGCGAAGGCAGAUCAGAUAGCCGAUGAGUCACUGGAGAGCACUCGGCGUAUGCUGGCCAUGGUGGAGGAGAGUAAAGAUGCUGGUAUCAGGACUUUGGUUAUGCUGGAUGAGCAGGGAGAGCAACUGGAGCGGAUCGAGGAGGGGAUGGACCAGAUCAAUAAGGACAUGAAGGAUGCAGAAAAGAAUUUGAACAAUCUAGGGUCUCUCUGUGGUCUUUGUUCGUGUCCCUGUAACAAGAUAAAGGGGGGAGGGCAGGCGUGGGGGGCCAACCAGGAUGGAGUGGUUAACAGUCAGCCAGGGGCCCGUGUGGUGGACGAACGUGAACAGAUGGCCAUCAGUGGAGGGUUCAUCCGCAGGGUAACUGACGACGCCCGGGAGAAUGAGAUGGAUGAGAACCUGGAGCAGGUGGGCGGGAUCAUCGGUAACCUGCGUCACAUGGCCCUGGACAUGGGCAACGAGAUAGACACCCAGAACCGGCAGAUCGACAGGAUCAUGGACAAGGCUGAUUCCAACAAGACCAGGAUUGACGAGGCCAACCAGCGUGCCACAAAGAUGUUGGGCUAAGCUGCAGCGACAACAUGCUUUCAUCAUGGCCCUUCUCAGACCCGCCCCCCUCCUCCUCUUCUUCCUGUUGUAAAAUGUUGUUCUGUUGUCUUCUAUCUUUGGCUUUUAUUAAAAUGAUAGUCCUGGUUAGUCAUCUCGUCCUCUACCCCCCCCCCCCCCAUUCUGUCUCUCCUAGUUGUUCCUCUACCCUCCAUUCUGUCUCUCCUAGUUGUUCCUCUACCCUCCAUUCUGUCUCUCCUCCUAGUUGUUCGUCUACUUCCCAUUCUGUCUCU
Oncorhynchus mykiss (rainbow trout) is the source of this 1085-nucleotide messenger RNA. It is a transcript of the gene snap25b, whose product is annotated as synaptosome associated protein 25b. Gene Ontology annotation, biological process: synaptic vesicle fusion to presynaptic active zone membrane; exocytosis; synaptic vesicle priming. Gene Ontology annotation, cellular component: plasma membrane; synaptobrevin 2-SNAP-25-syntaxin-1a-complexin I complex. The record is from RefSeq and is a predicted model, not a curated record. Gene Ontology annotation, molecular function: syntaxin-1 binding; voltage-gated potassium channel activity; SNAP receptor activity. NCBI's taxonomy places the organism in Eukaryota, Metazoa, Chordata, Actinopteri, Salmoniformes, Salmonidae.